AUGGAAAGGAUUGAGGAGAUGUGGGGUCAUCUGAAACUCACAAAGGAUGAGGAUGAGCCAAUUGAAUUAGAAGAGGAAGCUAGAGAGGAAGUCCAUCGUAAAUGUGAGUGGUGUUUGAUAGGGAAAUUCUAUAUGGAAAGAUCGAUAGGAAGGGCUAUCGUUGAAUCAACAAUGGUAAAAAUAUGGAGAGUAGGCAAACAAGCAACUGUCAAAGAAGUGGGGCCAAAUGUCUUUAUCAUCACUUUUUCCACUCAAAUGGACAAGAAGAGAAUCGAGGAGGGACGUCCAUGGUCUUUUGACAACAACCUAUUUGUCAUCAAACCUUUUGAUGGCUAUGUUCAACCCAACAUGAUGAAAUUUGAUAACGCUUUGCUAUGGGUCCAAAUGCACAAUUUGCUUUUAGUAGGCAUGAACUGUGAAUGUGGAGAAAGAAUUGGAAGAUCACUAGGUGUGGUGGAAGAAGUGGAAGUGGAUGAAGAUGAUGUGGGGUGGGGAACUUUCCUGAGGGUGAAAGUCUUAUUGGAUUUGACAAAACCAAUAGCAAGAAGGCGUAAAGUGACAAUCAAUGGCUCAAAAUUCUGGAUACCUUUGAAGUAUGAAAAACUGCCACGCUUUUAUUUUAAGUGUGGUCGAAUUCUUCAUGAAGGGAACAAUUGGCAACAAAGUGGCCAACAAGAAGGAGAGGCUGCUCGGUUCGGGUUAUGA
Juglans microcarpa x Juglans regia is the source of this 705-nucleotide messenger RNA. RefSeq lists its product as uncharacterized. The record is from RefSeq and is a predicted model, not a curated record. Lineage: Eukaryota; Viridiplantae; Streptophyta; Magnoliopsida; Fagales; Juglandaceae. The coding region runs from base 1 to 705 and encodes 234 amino acids. The transcript has a single exon.